Branchiostoma floridae (Florida lancelet) is the source of this 2583-nucleotide messenger RNA. RefSeq lists its product as uncharacterized. The record is from RefSeq and is a predicted model, not a curated record. The transcript is spliced from 17 exons. Gene Ontology annotation, biological process: monoatomic ion transport. Gene Ontology annotation, molecular function: protein binding; extracellular ligand-gated monoatomic ion channel activity. Gene Ontology annotation, cellular component: membrane. The coding region runs from base 1 to 2583 and encodes 860 amino acids. Lineage: Eukaryota; Metazoa; Chordata; Leptocardii; Amphioxiformes; Branchiostomatidae.
AUGGGGAUUCGCCUGUGUGCUGCUGGAUUUACUUGUUGCAUUCUGGCUGUCAGUGUCUUCAGUCAGACAGCCAAUCCGUCGACCACCCAGCCCUCCUCCUGCGGACUAACACGACUGAACGGCACGAGCGGCACGUUUGCCAGCCCGAACUACCCCAACAACUACCAGGAGGACCAACAGUGUGUGUACGUGAUACAGGUCACCCCUCCGAAGGUCGUGAGCCUCACGUUUGCCGCGUUCGACGUGGAAGAAGACUACGAUUUCGUGUACGUGUACGACGGAGACACCACCGACAAACGGUUUCAAAUAGAGCAGUACACGGGUAGUACUGUCCCAUCACCAGUGACGUCCACAGGUAAUGUGCUCACCGUCCAGUUCAGCUCUGAUUCGGUGGAAACAUACAGGGGGUUCCAAGCCACGUAUGCUGCUGUGGACAAAGUGUACGCGAACUGCACUGUGGGCCAGUUCCGGUGUGCGAGCGGCACGACAUGUAUCAAGUCGUGGCAGCGGUGCGACGGCGUGGCGAACUGCAGGGACAGGAGUGACGAGGCCAGCUGUGACUGCCAGGCGAUCCCGCCUGCCUUCACCCUGUGUAAAGGACUGGAGUACAUGAUGACGUCACUCCCCAACCCGCUCCAUCACAACAACGUGACGGAGAUCCAGAACGCCGCGGAGUUUGAGCAGCUGAAGGAACUCUCCCUGUCCGGCUGCCACCCGCAGGUCAAGUCAUUAGUGUGCUCCGUCCUGCUGCCCAACUGUAACCAAAGUUCUAGCAGGCAGCUUCUUCCCUGCCGCUCCUGGUGUGAAGAAGUGAAGUACUCCUGUCACAAGGAGAGCAGUUUGCCGUCCUUCCCGUCCUGCAGCAUCCUUCCCAACACGGACUGCUACAACGUCAAGCCAUCACUGGCGGCGGAUGGGGUGACGCCUUGUUUCCAUGGGAACGGUGACAACUACAGGGGCGUGGAGAACCACGUGACGCCGUGUUUCCAUGGGAACGGUGACAACUACCGGGGCCUGGAGAACCACGGCAUCUCCGGGGCCUCCUGUCUGAAGUGGGACUACCGCGAUCACUCCGCGCUGCUCGACGACUUCCCGUGGGCCAACCUACUGGACAACUACUGCCGCAGCCUCACCGCGAGCCGGCCAUGGUGCAUCACCGCAGAGGGGUGGGAAAACUGUGACGUCGUGCCUUGUGACAUCAUUGGCUGCAAAGAUCCCGGCAGACCCAAUAACGGAAAGAGGAAGCCUUUCCAGAAGUUCUACUGGAACCACGACAAGGUCACCUUCACCUGUAACCGAGGCUACAAGUUCCCGAAGAACUCCCCGCCCAACAAGGCGCAGUGCAUCGCCAACCAAACAUCAGGGGAGGGCCGAUGGUCCUCAGCACUGCCACAGUGCGAAUCGGACUUUGAGGUUAAACUUGUGAACGAACUGUUUGAUGAGGAAUUGUACAAGAAAGCCCUGGCACCAACUUCUAGGGCGACUAUCUACUUCCAGGCAUACAUUGAUGGCAUCAUAUCUUUGGAUGAGAAAGCUGAAAUUAUCAAGUCUGCCAUCAAAGCUGAAUUCAUAUGGCAGGACCAGCGCCUACGCUGGGAGAUGGCAGAAAACGGAGAUGUUGAUCAUCUGUUCUUCGGAGACGAUCAACCAUGGAAGCCUCUUUUGACGCUGAAGAGAAACGCCGAUGAACAGUACACAGGCGGGUUCCCCAGGACUGUGAUCAGACUGGACUCCACCGGAGACGUCCACUGGCCCAUCGAGACCCUGACCACCACCACGUGUGACCUGGACCCGUUCCUGUUCCCCAAGGACAACAUCACCUGCCCCAUCUGCUGGAGCGCCGGAUCGGAACACAUCAUAGAAUGCUCAAACGGGACCAGGUCAGAUGACCCGAAGUUCCUGACGUGCAACGGCACCGUGGCGCCGGUGACUACGGGCGAGUGGAGCGGAGAAGUCACCCUCUCCACCGGGAACAACAUGGCCUGCCUCACCAUCAGUCUGGAGCGGGACCCCAGCUACCACUUCGCCACCACCCUCUCCCCCUGCAUCAUCCUGGUGGUGCUGAUGAUCAUCACCUUCAUGCUGCCUGUGGACAAGGGGGACCGGAUCUCGUUCGGCGUCACCGUGCUGCUGUCCAUGGUGGUGUCGCUAGUCGUCGUUACGGGCUUCCUGCCUGUCAAGGGGAUCAUCCCUUUCAUUGCUCUGUUGAUCAUCGUUGCCAUGGGAAUGAUGGCGCUCUUCAUGCUGGUCACCCUCUUCAUCGUCAUCCUCCACAACAAGAAGGGGACGCUGUCACCGUGCGCCAGGAGGUUCUUCCUGUGCUACAUGGCGAGAGUUCUUCUGAUGGGAGACCUGAGCAAGACGGACACAAGAGGAAGAACAUCUCUUAGUGAGCAGCGAAGGUCCUCCCUGCCCCGUAAAGGAAUGAGCCUCACCGACGACGAUAGUGAUGUGGCUGCCAUUGUUUUCGGACCCCCUAUGGCACAAUUACAAAUCGCCAUGAAAAACGAGCAUCGCCUUGUUGACUUACAAAACCGCAUGGACGAGCUCAGUGUCAAUGUCCUCACAGAAAUCAGCGACUAA